AUGAAGUCCUUCCCUUUCCUUGCCGCCACCGCCGUCCUCACGGCCUCCGGCGUCCACGCCGGCUUCAACACCGCCCAGACCAUCAACCCAACCAAGUUCCUCGCUCGAAGCGCCUCCAUCCACGCUCGUCAAGACGUUGACACGACGACCGCCGAGUUCUGCGGAUCCGAUACCGACGGAUAUGACUGGUGGUGCGAAGACCCCCAAACAACCUGCUGCUUCGGCACAGACAUCUGGCAGUGCGCCCCCAUCACCGCCCAAGAAUGCUGCAUGACCGGCUACUACUGCGAGGCCGGCACCUUUUGCUACAUCGAGGACGUAACACAGGACCAGUACUGCCUUACCCCCGAGGAGGUCGCCAUCGUGCAGGAUGACGUGGAGUCCGGAGCUGGUGCGGGCGCUCGUAUUAAGCCGACGAAGUCGGCGGUGGCUGCCGCGGCUGCGCAGACUCAUGGGAGUAAAGAUGGCGGAGAUGAUGACGGGGAUGCGGGUGGCAAGAGGAGGAAGGGUGGCUCCUCGGGUGGUUCGGACAACACGAGCGGCGCGGAUAAGGAGGUCGUCGGGAGGAUGAUGGUCGGCUUUGUUGCUCUUGGUGCGCUUGUUGCUGUUGCUGCUUGA
Molecule: messenger RNA, 618 nt
Organism: Scedosporium apiospermum
Lineage: Eukaryota; Fungi; Ascomycota; Sordariomycetes; Microascales; Microascaceae
Exons: 2
Coding region: 1-618 (205 amino acids)
Source: RefSeq, a predicted model, not a curated record